Messenger RNA from Megalops cyprinoides (Indo-Pacific tarpon), 6049 nucleotides. It is a transcript of the gene vps37bb, whose product is annotated as VPS37B subunit of ESCRT-I b. Bases 201 to 1019 code for a protein of 272 amino acids. Gene Ontology annotation, cellular component: ESCRT I complex. Lineage: Eukaryota; Metazoa; Chordata; Actinopteri; Elopiformes; Megalopidae. Gene Ontology annotation, biological process: protein targeting to membrane; ubiquitin-dependent protein catabolic process via the multivesicular body sorting pathway; protein targeting to vacuole. The transcript is spliced from 4 exons. The record is from RefSeq and is a predicted model, not a curated record.
GCGAGUUUCUGCGGGCCUGUAAGUGUGGUCGGUGUAGUCUUUGAAAUUCCGGAUGACGUCAGCGCCGCUCCUUCUCCCUGAUUUGACACCUCUGGACAAGAAACCUGCGGUACUUCCGGUUGGAAACCCAGCUCUCCUCUUUUCCAUUGCCUGAGCCAAAAGGAACCUCGAUCACACGCUACUUAGUACUACAGCUAGACAUGUCCGGAUUUACCAACAAACUCAGCUCUUAUUCUAUGACGCAGCUGAACGAGUUGCUCGAAGAUGAUGAGAAGCUCAACAAAAUCGUUGAAGAAAUGGACGAGGUACGGGAUGUGCAGCAGCAGAAGGACGUGACGCUGGCCGGGAACCGCAGCCUGGCCGAGCAGAACCUCCUGCUCCAGCCCGGGCUGGACUGUCAGAAGAACGAGCUCACGAAGCGGUACCGCUGCCUGCAGGAGCUCUUCGAGGCCUACCAGCUCCGCAAGUCCACGCUAGAUCAGAACUCAGGCAGCAGCUCUCUGGACACCCUCCUGGCCCUUCUGCAGGCAGAGGGAGCCAAGAUCGAGGAGGAGACAGAGAACAUGGCAGACUCCUUCCUGGAGGGCAGCUUGUCCCUGGACUCCUUCAUCGAUGACUACCAGAGCAAGAGGAAGCUGGCACACCUCCGGCGGGUGAAGAUCGAUAAGCUGCGAGAGAUGGUCCUGAAGGGCCACAGGCUGCCUCAGGCCCCCGUCCAGACCGCCCCCGUUCCCAGCUCCGGCCCCAGCCCCGUCCCAGACGCCAGCGGCUCCCCCGUGCCCCUGCCCAGGAGAGCGCCCCCUCCCGUGCCUGCCCAGGCGACCUCGCCCACCACCUCCCAGCCGGCCGCCCUCCCCUACCCGACCUGCCCCUACCCCCCUAUCCCGCCGCGGACGGGCAACGUGCUGCCCGGCCCCAUUUCGGGCUACCCCGCCCCUUUCAUCCCGCAGUACCCCCCGGCCCUCCCGCAGAGGCCCCCCCCUCGCCUGGGCCCGCAGCCGGGCUUCAUCAUGCAGUGACAGCCUCCCCCCACCCCCCGGGCCCCAGGGCUGCACCCACCCCAUCGGAAUCACUUUCCUCUCGCCUGCGUCUCAAAGAACAUAUCAGCGCGCAGGGAGCACGACGUCCUCCCCUCUGUCAGGAUGACGUCAGCGUCACCAACCAAUCAAAGAAACCCGUUCACUGGAGCUUAUUUUACGAGGGGGAGAAUCUGUCUGUCUUUUCACUCUAACCCAAUCAAGAGGGAGAGGGGGAUUGAUCUCAUGGUGUCCAUUUUUUUUAAGAAUUUUUUUUUAUAUAUAAAUGUCAUGUUUAUCCCAGGGUUUUUUCAAAUAUGCUGUCGAGGCAUGGCUCCCUCCUCUGUAAAAAUCCCUUUCCUCACUGGCUUUGGUUGUAUUGUCAAUGCUGUGCACGUGAAAAGACGCAAAGAGGCCUGUUUGUAAUGUAAAAUGGCCCAUUUAAUGACUGAAAGCAAACCAAGCUGCAACAUAGCCAGGAGAACUGGUGAAAUAGAGCCAAGACCAGUGGGAAGUGUAUAACAUACCAGUACAUCAUAUGCAAUCCGUUGACUGAGAAUAUACUGUGCUGUUUUCUACAUGUACUAAAAGAAAUGACACAUCACCAUCUUACUUAGAGAGGAUUGAAACAUUUUUGAUCUCCAGGUUUACUGUGCAAACCUGCAACCAAAGAUGUUUUCAUUUUCUAGUACUUCCAUAGUUCAUGUGAUGUUUUAUUUGAAUUCUUUUUUUUGAUAUUUAAAUAGGAAAUGUCAAAUUCUUCCAAUUCAUUGAAAACUGGAUUGUAUUUAUGUAUGUUAUUUGGUGGGGAGAAUUGCCCAGAAUCCGUGGGUAAAACUGCGCACCAUGUGCUCAUAAGUGGAGGUGGAUACUGUGCCAAAUUGGCAUCUUUCUCCCACGUUAAGGAUGCUGAAGUACAUACAUGCAGUGCAAACUUUAGGAGCUGCAUUUCUUUUUUUCUGUCUUGAUCAAUGAGCCUACUUCAGGGAACAUCUUUGCCACCAGAUCUAGUGGGCACCAUGGAGGGGACGGGAUUGUUGUUAAUGAUGAAAAAGGCAAAGAGGGCCCCUGGACAGGGUGCGUGCGGUAGGGUUUGGAGCUGUGCUGCCCCCAGUGCGUGGGGGUGGAAUUGCCUGUGUGAUCUGCAUUGUGGGUCUCCAGGCUGAUGUUAAAAAGCGCCCGCUCUAGGCCACAUUGUCUGCUGUAGGGGAAAUGGGUUAGGAGAGGGCAGGCUUUUACAGGGGAGUGGCAGUAAGACUGCGUCUGUGACCGCAGGCAGAGAUUCACAGAAGCUGAGCUGAGCCUACAAACAGCAUUCGGGUUCCACGUCCAUGAUGCUCAAACUGUCCGAGUGGACAGGGUCUACGGCCAGUGAUGUCACACUGCCCCGAAUCUCCUUCUUCUAUACUAUGCAUAUUGAAAAUCUACAUGUAUGCGGUGCAAAUGGGAGUCAACUUUGUUACGCCGUAGAGUAGUUAUCCACAGAUUCUGAUGCAAAACAUGCAUCCUUUCACAGCUGGCGUUGGCAUUUUUGACUACAUUGCCUUUACUAUACAGCAGAAUGGCCCCUAAGCUGAUAUGAAUAGUGGUUUUGUGUGUACUAAUGAACGUUGAUAAUUCUGUCAUUAGCCAUGCUGGGCUCCCAUCAUCAUGCACAUGCAGCUGUACUGAGCCUCUGUCUGAGUUCACACAGCCAUGAGGUCAGUGCUACACAAUGCCAUAGGUCUCACCUUGUCAAUUUAAGCUUGUCAUUCACAUCCAUCCACUCUGUUGUUGUUCUUACUGAGACCUUUCUGAGCCAUAGUUCUUAUUUUCAAGCACGCCGAUGUGUCAGUUCUUCUUUUCCCUGGCAGCCUGCAUGGUUUGGCUCUGCAGCAUUACUGCCCCCUGCUGGCACGUGGUGAGCCUGCCUUUUGUGGGGGUGAAGGGGGUAUUGCUUAAAACAUUGUUUAAAAAAAAAAAAAAAAAAAAAACAAAGCUUUUACUAAACAUGUGCUGAAUUUCCAAUUUUAGGUUCCCAUGACAAAAUGUGUGAAUUCUGAUCUCGUUUAAAAGCUCUGAAGGUGCGUUGCUGUGGGUGCUUGUUUAUAAGGGAGACGGGGUCUCCAAACUGGUCACUUUGUGCCUGCACCACUCCCUGCUGCAGAUGCUGGUCAGCGUGGCUGCUCUUGUCCCGCUACUCAGCAUUCCCCCAUCCCUCCUCAGCGCAGCUAGUCCCCUGUCCCUGUAAGGCUUUUGCAGGCAGGAUCCUUUAUGAAGACUUCUGCAUUCCUGGUGAAUGUAGGGAAGCCUUUCUGGAAAUGUCUCUGCCACUGCCCCCCUCUCUCCCCCCCAAAUCUCAUUGGCAGUGGCCACGCCCUGUCUCAGUCCCUGGUCUAACCUAGAUGCAGAGAUUGUUAGGGUAGCGAAAGAACAGGACAAAGUUGUGUCUCAUGCCUGUCUCUGUUUAGAGGUUCAGCGUCACUCACGGCACUGUUUGGCUCAGCUACAGUUACAGCCAGCCCCCUGCAGGUGGCGCACUUGAGCAAGUGGACAAGUGGUGCUCUUCAGGUUUUGUGUCCACAAGUCUUGGUACUCUUUCUUUUUUACAGCCAGAUUCUGGUGUUACCAUCUCUUGGGCAACCAGUACUACUCUGUGAAAAAUUUUUGGUCUUUACAACUGCUGGGUUCUCUUGCACUAGCACAUGAUCCUUCUCCCAACAUGAGUUGUCAGUUUAUCUGGCAGUAGUUUGUGUUGUAUCUGUUUGCCUUUAUAAAUAAAGAAAAGAUUGCCAAACUACUUGUGACAAAACCAGUAUGUUAGACAGUACCAUAAAUGUUACACCAGGAAUUACUAGUCCUUUUGUAUGAGUUUGCUUCUUUAGUGAAGUUAUUCAUGAAUCUCUCCUUUUGCUGUAAACAUCAAGUACAAUCAGUGCGUAACACAGAUACCUGAGUAAAAUAUCAAACUCUCAGAAACAGCUGUUUUAUAUGUAAAAUAGUUUCUUGUACACUCCUAAUGUAAAUUAUGUUGAUUGUCAUUGUAACGUUGUGUCGUAUGACUAAUGAAGAUUGUAGUGGGACUGCAGGAGUUACCUCUGGCUAUUUUUAAGGCUAAUCAAUAAAAACUUUUUAUAUCUGUAUAGUAUAUUUUUUGUACUACAUCAUGUCUCCUCAGUGGUUGUCUGUUUGAGCUGACGUCAUGAAUGAUGUACUAAAAUACUGUACACAAGGAGCUUUGUAAAUAGAACAGCAUUAUCCCUCUCAGCAAUUGUUCCCAGUGUGCCAUAUUGGUUUCAGUCUUUGCCUGCAGAACAUUUACAUUGACUCAAUGUGGCUCCAAUUGAAUUCAGCAAUUUUCCUCUCAGACCUUCCCAUACUUCCCACAUAACAGCGUAACUCACACGUGCUGCAGCUGCUAAGUAGGGGUGAGAUGAACAGAGAUGAAAGAGUUUGGGUAUUAGUGCUUUCUCCUUUUCGCAACUUUGGUGAGAGGCAGUUUACUUCAAGCUACAUUUGUACAGUAUUGAUAACUGAAAUAUUACAGGGGUAUAAUUGGCUGCCAUAAUUUUGAGUAGAAAUAUGGUGAAAAAGAGUUUAAUUUCUCACUAGUUCAUUCACAUCAGCCUUCACCUUCAAACUGCAUCAGAAGGGCUGCUCUAAUGGUGGGUUGUGUACUUUCUACUUUUAGCAUGCCAGACAUUUAUUUCCGAAACUACAUCUUCACCUCCCCCCUCCAUGAAUUCAUUGAAUGAAAGCAAAUGGAUACCUUCGUAUCAGGGGAGAAAAAGUCUGUUACUUUUGUGCUUUCCCUGGCUCUGUUCUGCUCUUAUUCUCAGUCUCGGUGCUCCUCCAUCUUAAAUGAAGAUUUUGUGUAAUAAAACAAAUAAUUGUGGUAUCAAAAAGUAGCCCAUUCUAAAAUGAAGUCUGCCAGUAUGAUGUUUCGAUAGCCAAAGAUUUGAAUACACUGGUUAAAAUUGCCUUCGGUGAUAAAGCCAAAAUGAAAAUGACUGUCUCUGGUAAAUUUGUUUAUGAAUGAUCUGUAGUAUUUUUCAGCAGGACAUGUUACUAAAGAGACUGAGCCACAGGUGAAAAUGCAUUAACAGUAUAUGAAAUUUGUCCUCAGAAGUAAGGCCCUUUGCUGUUUUUGCUAAAUUACAGUUUGCAUUCACUCAUAGUCAUAGUAUUGAAGAGCAUAAAGCAAAAAAAAUGGUGAUGUUAUUAUUCAUGGAUACUCACAUGCAGCUAGUCAGUGUCAUAUGAAUAUGUCUGAAAAUAUUUUUCCCCUAUACUUGUUACUGGAAAUAUUUUACAAAGAAGCAGCGUUCAACAGAGCAAAGGCAGCCCUAGAGUCAUUACCACAGAGGCGUCUGACCACUCUAUGUCAGCAUUUCUCUUGAUUUGAUCAAACAUCUUUACAACCAGCAAAAAAUCCAUAGCAACCUGAUUGCAAUCCAUUCUUGCAUACAGAGAGAGAGCGAGAGAGACAGAUUAAUAUAAUUUUUAAAAUGUGCAAGUACCAGCGAGGUACUAAAUAAUGUCAGCUCUCACUGUAAAAGUGGAGUCAUAUUGCAUACCUCUUUGACUCAAAGGGAGAGUAUCGGUGGGGAUGCAUAGAGUAUUGUGUGUUUAGGGUUGCUACAGGUGCUGAAAUAGGAGAAUGGGUUGCUAUAGAUGUGGUCCUAUUGUCCACUGACAAACAGAGAUGGCAUAUCGGGGGAAAGGAGUCAUAUGCAUGUUUUGUGUGCUUCUAUAUACUGAGGAACCAUUUAACAGUGGAGCUGCUACUGGACAAAAAUCGCAUCACGUCUAUCCUGUACACAGGGCCUGCAUGUCCAUCAAAAAGGUGACCCAGUAGCAAUUUAUGUGAUUGCUUAAUAACUUUGCUGUAACCAAAAUUGCCCUAAAUAUAUCACGAGAUACUCCGUAACAGACGUGUUCCUGGGCAUUACAAAUAUUUUAAGCAGGAGCCGUCUUUGAUAUUAUUGAACACGUGUACUCAAAUUACGUAUACUACACGCGCCCUAAUUGCUGGCCUUCCAAAAGGCCAAAAC